Messenger RNA from Ictalurus furcatus (blue catfish), 3130 nucleotides. RefSeq names its product gap junction protein beta 10 (gene gjb10). Gene Ontology annotation, biological process: cell communication. Lineage: Eukaryota; Metazoa; Chordata; Actinopteri; Siluriformes; Ictaluridae. Bases 424 to 1206 code for a protein of 260 amino acids. The record is from RefSeq and is a predicted model, not a curated record. The transcript has 2 exons. Gene Ontology annotation, cellular component: connexin complex.
UCCAACCAAGGAAUCGAUUAAGACGAUUACACUUUUCACGGUCAUUUUUUUCAUUCAAAUAGCUUACUCUAAACAUUUAAUAAACUUUAGAUCCCAUAUUUGUAAUGCCUUAGUGCGAAAGUUUAACUGCUGAUUUUUUAAUUUUUUGACUUUUUUUUUUUUUGCGGUAUAGAAUCGGUUUGCUCCAGGAAUCGGAGAGUCGACUCUUUUGGGAUUGACUCCUAGGCUCAUCAUUCCAAGGUUCCUGAUUGAGCCAGAGAGUUAGUAAUGGCUUGUUGCAUUAGUUGGACUGAGGACGAAGUUGUUUCUACGAGCUUUUAAGUUUUCUUCUUUGAUUUGUGCUUAGUAGCCUUCUGUGUUUUCUGGAGAUCCACUCCUUCGCCCAGCGUUCUCUCUCAGGAACUCCGAGGACCACUCGGCGCCAUGAACUGGGCAUUCCUCCAGGGUCUUCUAAGCGGGGUCAACAAAUAUUCGACAGCAUUUGGGCGCAUCUGGCUGUCCGUGGUCUUUUUGUUCCGCAUCAUGGUGUUCGUGGUGGCUGCAGAGAAGGUGUGGGGUGAUGACCAGAAGGAUUUCACGUGUAACACGGCACAGCCGGGUUGCCACAACGUAUGCUACGACCACUACUUCCCCAUCUCACACAUUCGCCUGUGGGCUCUGCAGCUGAUCUUCGUGACGUGUCCGUCACUGCUGGUGGUGCUGCACGUCGCGUACCGCGAGGAACGCGAGCGCAAACACCGUGUCAAGAAUGGCAAAGCUUGUAGCCGGCUUUAUCAGAAUACAGGCAAGAAGCGUGGCGGACUCUGGUGGACCUACGUGCUUUCGCUGGUCUUCAAAAUGGGUGUAGACGGUUCCUUUGUCUUCCUGGUGUACUAUCUGUACGAGGGCUACGACUUCCCGACGCUGAUUAAGUGUUCGGAGACGCCGUGCCCCAACGUUGUGGACUGCUUUAUCUCCAGGCCCACCGAGAAGAGGCUCUUUACACUCUUCAUGGUGGUCACCAGUGUGGUGUGCAUCCUGCUCUCGCUCUGCGAGAUCCUCUACCUGGUGGGCAAGCGAUGCCACGAGCGCAUCCAGAAGUUCAAGGGUUCCAGGCAGGUGGCUCGUGCCACCUCCAUUCACAGCACCAAGAACCCAAAUUUACUGUUGGAUGGCAAUCAGCAGAGGGGAAAAGUGCCGUCAUACGCAGUCUCGCUAGCACAAUGAGGAAACUGAUUCUCGAACUGGAGAGGAACCGGAAAGGAACCUGAGACGGACUUGCCACAAACUCAACACACAGGAUGAUGGUGACCAGUAACUCACGGUGUUUUACCAAAUGGGUUUCGCAAUCCAGUAGUGAGACUGAGACUGAGAACUGGUUUAAUCUUAAGGAGGUUUAUUUCAAAGAGCGAUCUAGAUGGACACACGGAGAUUUGUACAUAAAUUUGACCGUAUCUUGUGGCAGUUUGCCGACCGUUUCUUCCUCAUACCGCUCAGUCACUCAGAAUGGGGUGUAGCUCUAUUACGCACAUUUUUAACAUGCAUCUACACGUUCAAGCCUUUCGCCUUUCAGGAACGUUCCGAAGCUUUUGGGGCUUUGAAUCAACGUCGACCAGGAUGAAAAGCAGGCAAGGCCCUCUGUUUAAACCCGAAGCCGCCAGUCUCUCAUUGUCGACUCGGGAAAGAAAAGAAAAGUGUGUAAAUACCGAAAGAUGAUCGUCUCACACCCUAAAGCGAGGAAGAGCGAGCAGGCAGUGACGCUGUAGUGAUCGCGUCUGUCCUGAUUUUUCCCGUUUUUAUCAGUCGGUAUUGCGUUGUUUUUGGGUUUUUUUCACGCGGUGCCGAAGCUGCUCAGAUAUUUAAAUUGCGAAUAAAAAAAAUUGAAAAGUAUUUAAAAAAAAAAAAAAAAGAGAGAGAGAGAAAAAUCAGCAAUAUGUUUAAAAGAGAAGGUUCGAGGUACUGAAUGCUAGCUCUCAUUUCUCACAACAAAUGAGGAAUAAAGAGGCAGGUAGCGUGCACGGAGGAGCGCUUACGACGUGAAAUUUUCUCCUAACAAAUGUAUCUUAAACGUGCGUAAAAUCUCAAAACGUUCCUUAUUCAUGUGAGUGAUAAAAGGGUAUACGCUGUACACAUCUGUUCAUCAUUUCGUGUCCGUCACACGCAAAGGACGAGUCCCAGGAGCUCGUCAUUUUUUGGCAGGACAUAUCAACUAGAAUCCCAUUGUAACCAAAGAAGCUCGAUGACUCAUCUGUACCAUUACGUCUGAAUCUGGUUUGUCUUUGGAGGAAACCAGAAGCCUUUGGCCCACAGAGGCUGCCUGAGGUUUGUGUUAGUCGUUAAGCUUGAAUGGAGCUUUGUUUAGUUUCAAAACGUGUGUUACAGCAUUCCUCUGAGAACAAGCACAACCCCACACCAGCUCGUGAAAUAUCCAUGCAUUGUUUUGUUUUUUUUUAAAUAUAUAUAUAUAUACACACACUCCUGUGAAAAAAUAAGUACACCCCACGGACAUUGUCGGCUUUUUUUUCUUCUAGCGCUUCUUAAUAAAGUUGAUAUACCUGAACAAAACCACAAGGGAAAUUAGCGUUAUCAAUUAUUUAUUCAGCAGAAAUAUCAAUAGAUGUGAUAUUCUUCUGCGGAAACAAGUAAGUACAGCCUUGGCUUCAGAAGCGAGUCCACCAGGGCUUGCUGGGAUUUCUGACCGCUCUUCCAUGCAAUAUUCUUUCAGUUGCAAGGUGUUUGAGGGUUUUCUUGCAUGCUCUGCCCCGUUUCAAACCCCCUCACAACAUUUCAAUGGGAUUCAUUUCAAUGGGAUUCAAAUGGAUUUGCUCGUGUGCUUAGGAUCAUUAUCCUGUUCAAAAGUCCACUUUCGGUUCAUCUUCAGCUUUCAGACAGAUGGCCUCACGUUAUCUUCAAGCACUCUUUGAUAUGAUGCAGAAUUCAUAGUUGAAUCAAUGAAUGUAAGCUGUCCAGUCCCUGAGGCAGCGAAGCAACCCUAAACCAUAACAUUUCCACCACCGUGUUUUCACAGUUGGUAUGAGGUGCUUCUCCUGAAAAGCUGUCUUUGGUCUGCGAAAAAACAUUUCUGCUGUUACUGUGGCCAAACGACUCUAUCUUUGAUUCGUCUGUCCAGAGCACUUUAUUCCAAAAGGCC